This is a messenger RNA of Vanrija pseudolonga, 579 nucleotides long. RefSeq lists its product as uncharacterized. Bases 1 to 579 code for a protein of 192 amino acids. The record is from RefSeq and is a predicted model, not a curated record. The transcript is spliced from 2 exons. NCBI's taxonomy places the organism in Eukaryota, Fungi, Basidiomycota, Tremellomycetes, Trichosporonales, Trichosporonaceae.
AUGCUCCUCAUUCCGGCUCUCGCCCUCUUACUCCACGUCGUCAUGUACUGUAUCUGCGACGAAAUCACACCAUACUUCUACCACACCCUCCAGCGCUACCUCCGCCUCGACGACUCUGAGAUGUUCACCGCUGUCAUCUCCUUCGGCCUCGGCGUCGUGUUCGGCGUCGCCCUCGUGAUCAUGUUCCUGGUUGUCGUCAUCGGCCCUCGCGUUCGCCGCUUCAUGGGCGGCACGGACGUCGAGGCGGCCUACGGCGGCUACGGUCACUUCUUCGACGACACCCGCCGCAUCCGCCAGCGCCCGCGUCGCGUCCUCCCCGGCCGCCGCCGCGCCCGCUACGUCCGCCUCGCGCUGCACAGCACUGUCGUCACGUUCUCCGACGACGAGUCGCCCAGUGCGGUCCACGACUCGGUCCACUCGACCCAGCCCACUUCUGUCUUCAACGACCCCGCCGCCACGCCGUCCUCUGAGCACCUCCGCGCCUUCAACGAACGUCGUAGUGCUCAUUACCGCAUUCCACCCCCCUCCUACCGCCCUAUGUCGCUGGAUUCGGCGGCGCUGGAGGCGCUGUGUGUCUAG